AUGGGUAGAAGAAUUAAGAUAAAGAAAAUAGUAGAGAUGAAGAGACGUCAAGUCGCAUAUUCUAAGCGGCGCACUUGUUUACUAAAGAAGGUGAAAGAGAUUGCAAUUUGUUGUGACGUGGACGUGGUGUUUGUCGCGUUCUCGCCUGCUAAUCGGCUCAGUAAAUUCUGUAGCCAAAAAAGAAUUAAAGACAUGCUUCAGCGCUAUAUUGAGCUUCCGGUUGAGAGGAGAUUGAUUCACAUGGCUGAUGUUCAGAUGGAAUUGGAGAAACAAGAAAAGAUGGAUGUUCACUUUGUUGCACAAAAAACAGCUCCUCACCAGUUUGAUACUAAUAAUUGGAUUAAUCCAUACAGUUCAAAUAUCCAGGAGAGCAUACUUCAAGAUUGGAUGAAUGUAGGGAAGGGAAUAGCAAAUAGUUCUGGAAAUUACGCAUAUAGCCCUUCCUUUCCAAGUUCUUCACAAAAUCGGAGUAUACCAUUUUUUCAAAGCCAAAACUUGUCACCCUAUAUUCCGUUGCAGAGUCAGGAACAAAACAUGAUGGUAGAUUCCCAGCAGAAUCCAACACAAAUAUUUGGACAAUCACAGAGUCAGGAACAAAACAUGAUGGUAGAUUCCCAGCAGAAUCCAACACAAAUAUUUGGACAAUCACAGGCACAAAUGACUUUUGGUGAAAGUACUGACAACUCUCUCUUCAACUUCUGGCAAAAUAUUUGUGAUUCUACAAGGUCUGUCUCCUGCACACAAUUGAACAAUACCUUUCAAUUAGGGUUGGAGAAUGACAAUACAACUUGGAACAACAAUUUGAAUAAUUCCUCCUCGUUUGGUUUGGAGAAUGCCCAUUCAAAUUGGAAUAAUAACAUGAGUAACAACAACAAUUACACCAAUGAAUAUAAUGAUCCUCCUUCAGUUCAAAAUGAUGCAAUAACUCCUAAUGUUAAUGGAUUUAACUAUUCCAUGGAGGAGAAUACUAUGGGAAAUAUUGCUGAAAGUACUACACAUGAGAAUGAUGCAUGUGAAUGGGAAGUUUUCCUCAAUGAAGCUUUCAAUGGAGAAGACUUUUAA
Molecule: messenger RNA, 1062 nt
Organism: Solanum lycopersicum (tomato)
Lineage: Eukaryota; Viridiplantae; Streptophyta; Magnoliopsida; Solanales; Solanaceae
Product: transcription factor CAULIFLOWER-like
Biological process (GO): positive regulation of transcription by RNA polymerase II
Molecular function (GO): RNA polymerase II cis-regulatory region sequence-specific DNA binding; protein dimerization activity; DNA-binding transcription factor activity, RNA polymerase II-specific
Source: RefSeq, a predicted model, not a curated record